AUGCCUUCUCGUAAACUCAAAGACAGCGAGCGCCGUCGAUGCGCCAAUGCCUGCUACACUUGCAAACGUCGCAAAGAGCGCUGUGACGGUCGCCAACCGUGUAGCCGUUGCAUCACCCGCGGAGUGGAUGCCGAAUGCAGUUUUACCCCUUCUCCGACAACAAAGCGCAGGGCUCGGAAUGUACAACCCAACUACGUCAACCCUACAUCUAGUAGAGACGAGCCACAGGACUUAAUAUCACCAAGCAUCUCCUCUUCUAUCGAAGUCUUUGACCAAACAUUGUCUCAACUCAGCAGCCAGUCAGGUCAUGAUUUACACAAAGCCCAUACAGAUCGUCCACAGCUCUCUACGCUCGUGCAAGAUGGCCAUGGAAAAUUCGUCUUCGUUGGUGACGCAGCAAAUUUGUCCUUUCUACAGAUUAUCCGACGUCUGGUGCGUGACUCAGUCGGUCCCUGUGCCUUCACCGAAGACGCUCUACAGCAUCUCAUGGUUGAGGCCAAGCCGUCGGACAGCACCGCGUGGCUCGUCAACAUCAUGGAUGAUACGCCGUUCAUGCCCGAAGAGGAGGAGGCUCGCUAUCUAGUCUCCUGGUUCUUCCGCUCAACCAGUUGCGUACUCAACCUCUUCGAAGAAGGAGAAAUCAGCCAGUCUAUAGUAUGUUGGUACCAAAAGUGCUCUGAUGAACCAGAGGAUAAAGCCUCAGUAGCUCUUUUCUUUCUCAUAUUUGCCAUUGGAGCCCAGACAUGUCCUGAGAACAAGGACCAGGAAGCGGAGCAGUAUUUCAACUACGGCCGCUUCCUGACCGCUUCCAUCAUCAUGGACGACAUCAGCAUAUCCGCCGUCCAGUCUAACAUUCUCAUUACCAUGUACCUCUUAGGUGCAUCACGACGGAACGCCGCUUUCAUGUACCUCGGCAGCGCUGUCCGCGCGGCAUACGCUCUCGGCAUCCAGCGACACGAUAUCAACAAGCAUUUCAAGCAUUCUGAAUAUCUUCUAAGAGAGAGGCUCUGGAAAGUUCUCCGCGUUCUGGAUCUCUUCAUGAGCGCAUCUCUUGGUCGUCCACCAUCAACACACGAAACUCGAAACACGGGCAUCGACGAGAAUUACUCGGCUUCUAAUGAUCUCUGCGCUAUCUUUGAAGAUAUCCUUACCAAUAUCUACUCUCCGCGAAAAGUCUCAAACACCCACUUGGAGCGGAUCAGUGAGCACCAUCGGAAAUGGGCGACUAAGUUCCCUUUGGGUCUGGCUACUGAUAGCAUAAAACCGUCGAAAUUCAUUGACGAAGCCGACGGGAAGGAAACGCCAAAUAUCGGUCUAUGCCACCUUAAAGAAGCUUACUAUUGGACAAUCAUGCUACUUUCUCGACCCUCCUUGACAAAAAGCGCUUCUAAACACAUGAACAAAUCCGCGCAGGACAUGAGUCAGUGGGAACCCCCAACUGCUGCAAUUGAGCCAGAGCAAGUCCUCGCUUUUUCCUGCGUUGACUCUGCUGUGCGGACAGUUGACCUCCUGAAAGUAAUGGGAGACAAUCGAGAAAUUCCAAAACGUCUCCCGUUUGUCGUGAACUCGUUAUUUGUUGCAGCGCUGGUACUUGGGACCGCAUACUUCAAUGAUUUGGAUCAUAUUUUCCCUCUUGAGAAAAGUAUGAUCGGUGUAAGAUCCCUGAUGGCCAGGUUCAGUACCCAUGAUCCUGUCGCCAAGGGUGCACUACAAACUAUCGAUAACCUACAAACAGCUUGCAACAUAUACGUUGACGAGAGGGCACGCCGGAAAAUGGAGAGACAGAGUCUUCUUGUGCGGAAUCUGUUUGGUACUGUCCACGAUGGAUCUAGGCCACAGACUCCGAAUCCUCAUGAAAAAGCAAAUACAACGUCUCUGAGUGUUUUCAGCCAAAGCGAUGAAGUCCUUAAUACUUGGUCAUUCGAAGAAUCUAUUGAAGACAUGGAUGGGGGGCUGAUGGGUAUGUUGCCGCAUGAAGCUUUGGAAGCAUUCUCACUUCCCACGCCUACAACAAUCGAGUUCGACUCAUUUGAUGCUAGUUUUCCUCUCUUUUCAACUGUAGAUGUAUGUAGUCUCGAGGUUGAAGGGAAUAUGGGGACGAAUAAUUUGGCGUUUGGACUGUGACAUCCGUGUCCAGAAGGUCCUCUAUGGUUUGAUAUAGUUGUUACAUUAAAAGUGACAUCGGGUAACUCUAAGAGAUGUAUCCAUAUACAAACUCCUGCUGAACUAAUUACUACUCUUGAUGGCCC
Messenger RNA from Fusarium oxysporum Fo47, 2249 nucleotides. RefSeq lists its product as uncharacterized. Lineage: Eukaryota; Fungi; Ascomycota; Sordariomycetes; Hypocreales; Nectriaceae. Gene Ontology annotation, molecular function: zinc ion binding; DNA-binding transcription factor activity, RNA polymerase II-specific; RNA polymerase II cis-regulatory region sequence-specific DNA binding. The coding region runs from base 1 to 2124 and encodes 707 amino acids. The record is from RefSeq and is a predicted model, not a curated record. Gene Ontology annotation, cellular component: nucleus. Gene Ontology annotation, biological process: positive regulation of transcription from RNA polymerase II promoter by galactose; DNA-templated transcription. The transcript has a single exon.